Molecule: messenger RNA, 1713 nt
Organism: Cyprinus carpio (common carp)
Lineage: Eukaryota; Metazoa; Chordata; Actinopteri; Cypriniformes; Cyprinidae
Product: tripartite motif-containing protein 16-like
Exons: 6
Coding region: 76-1713 (545 amino acids)
Source: RefSeq, a predicted model, not a curated record
ACAAGGGUUCAGGGAAAGAGAAACUAAAGUGUAGUUGAACUGUUGUGUGUUGUGUCUCUGUAUUCAUGCAGUAAAAUGGCAGAAGCCAGAAUUUGUCAGGAUGAGUUCAUGUGUCCAGUGUGUCUGGAUCUCCUGAAGGAUCCAGUGACCAUCCAGUGUGGACACAGUUAUUGUAAGAGCUGUAUUGAAGGUUGCUGGGAUCAGGAAGAUCAGACGAGAGUCUACAGCUGCCCUCAGUGCAGAGAGACCUUCAGUCCAAGACCUGCUUUAGAUAGAGUGACAAUGCUGGCUGAACUGGUGGAGAAACUGAAGAAGACCAAACUUUCUGCUGACUGUGACGCUGGAGCUGGAGAUGUGCAGUGUGACGUCUGUACUGGAAGAAAAUACAAAGCUGUCAAGUCAUGUCUGAUGUGUCAGGAAUCUUACUGUCAAACUCAUUUUGACCGCCAUGAGGCAUUUCAUUCACGUAAACCACACAAAGUGAUUGAAGCCACUGGACGACUGCAGGAGAUGAUCUGCCAGAAACAUGAGAAACAUCUGGAAAUGUACUGUAUUACUGACCAACAAUGCAUUUGUGAGCUGUGUACAAAAUAUGAACAUAAAAACCAUGACACUGUAUCAGCCGCAGCCCAGAGGACAGAGAAACAGAAGCAGCUGAAGGAGACGCAGAAGACGUUCCAGCAGAGAAUCCAGCAGAUAGAGAAAGAUCUUCAGCAGCUGAGAGAGGCUGUGGAGUCUCAUAAGCGCUCUGCACAGACAGCAGUGGAGGACAGUGAGAGGAUCUUUACUGAGCUCAUCUGCUCCAUUGAGAGAAGUCGCUAUGAGCUGAUACGACUGAUCAGAGAUCAGGAAAAGACUGCAGUGAGUCGAGCGGAAGGACGACUGGAGCGACUGGAGCAGGAGGUCAAUGAUCUGAGGAGGAGAGACGCUGAGCUGGAGCAGCUUUCACACACACAGGAUCACAUCCAGUUCCUGCAGAGUUUCCAGUCUCUCGCAGCACCUCCUGAAUCUACAGACGUAAAUGAAGAUCCCUUCAGUUCUUUCAUGCCUUCUGAUGACUUAAGAGAAUCUGUCCAUCAGCUGAGAGACAAACUGAAGGAUUUCUGUAAAACAGAUGAGCUCAAGAAGAUCUCAGACAGAGUCACAUUCACCAACAUUGUUCCCAGAACCAGGAACGACUUCUUACAAUAUUCCCGUCAGCUCACUCUGGAUCUGAACACAGUGAAUAAACUCCUCCGUCUGUCUGAGAACAACAGAGUGAUUACUGCCACUAGAAGAGUACAGUCGUAUCCUGAUCAUCCAGACAGAUUUGAUGUGUAUGUUCAGGUGUUGUGUAGAGAGAGUAUGUGUGAACGCUGUUACUGGGAGCAGGAGUGGAGUGGAGAUAAUGGUGUUCGUAUAACAGUGUCAUUAAAGAGCAUCAGCAGGAAGGGAUCAAGUAAUGAGUGUUCGUUUGGAUGUAAUGAUCAGUCCUGGAGUUUGUACUGCUCUCAUUCCAGUUACUCAUUCAUACACAAUAACAUAUGGACUAAUCUCCCUGUAAAGUCCAUCAGCAGUAGAAUAGGAGUGUUUGUGGAUCACAGUGCAGGAACUCUGUCCUUCUACAGCGUCUCUGACACAAUGAGCCUCAUCCACACAGUCCAGACCACAUUCACUCAGCCGCUCUAUCCUGGGUUUGGUGUUUAUAAAGGAUCAUCAGUGAAACUGUGUUGA